Molecule: messenger RNA, 1170 nt
Organism: Serendipita indica DSM 11827
Lineage: Eukaryota; Fungi; Basidiomycota; Agaricomycetes; Sebacinales; Serendipitaceae
Source: the annotation of a GenBank genome assembly
AUGAGCAUAGUCGUCAAGACUGUGUACCCAGAUUUCGACGUUGCCUUGAAGAAUGCCGUCGAAUAUGCGAGCGUUGGUUUGGACUCUCUGUACAAGCUCUCCAAUGCAGCAGCAGUACAACUUGGAAAAGUCUAUGACCAGAGACGGGUUCGAGAACAUCGGCAGGCCUUCGGGCAGCAGCUAGAGACCUUCGCCUCUACUCUGAGGGAUUGCUAUGUCUUUGCCGAUAACGUCGAGAUGCUCCGCGACAACCUUGACACGGCGUCAGCAAAGGAAGUCCGUUCAAUCGUGGAGGAAAUGGCCACAGCCGGGGAAAGAAUUCAUUCUAUGAUCCUCAGGAGCAUCAGCGGGCUUCGUCAAUACUCCCAGGCUAGCCCUUACGACAUUGCCUGGCCCGCAACAGCAAAGAACGCGGGUAGUAAAGCACCACCGAACGGCCCGGCGCUUCGAGCCCAGUUUCAGAGCUCGCUACAAGGCCUCCUGACGUCCUUCAACCAAAUCUCCGGGUUUUGGAACGAUCAGGUGCUUACCUUGAACGCCUUUUUGAGUGGGAAGGAUGGCAAAUUUGGUCUGACGGCAGACCAAGUUAUUACAUUGGCAACCAAAUGGGCACGCUACUCACCCGUCAUUACGGAAACGGUGCAUUCUCUUGUCAAAAUCUGUGACGCACUCAAAAUCGAACCUGGCCGUAGUCAAAGCUCAUCAUCGACACAGCCGAGACCACUCAAACCAUCGGCCACUCCAGCUUCGAAAGCACCGGAGACCACGAGGGCUUCCACGAGACGGAUAGAAGGAUCUCCCUCCCAUCUUAUUUCCGAUGUCUCUCAGCCAUCUCUUCAGCAUGUUCCGACCAUCCGCGGCAACCCAAGUCUGCCCAAUGAUCGUUCGGUAGACACCAAAAGGCAGGCGAAACAGGAGUACCACACGGGCCCCAACCUCUCGCCAGCUCUCAAGUUUACUUCUUUUGUCUUUUUCGCAUUUGCGCUCGGGCCAAAUCUCGCCAUGAACCAAAAUGAAAUCAAGACCGGUAUUGCGAAGUAUUCAUCUCCUCCAUCGACCAAACGGGGAAGACAAAAUCCCCCAAAGUCCACGACAUCCGCAGGGAACUCUACAAGUGUCCCACAAGCAAAUUCCUCUGCUACAAAGCGCAAGAGUUUAUUUGGGCGGUGA